Molecule: messenger RNA, 848 nt
Organism: Adineta steineri
Lineage: Eukaryota; Metazoa; Rotifera; Eurotatoria; Adinetida; Adinetidae
Source: the annotation of a GenBank genome assembly
UUUUUUUUGUAUUUUACCAGUUAUAAACGACGGAACGAUUCUUGGUAUUGGCACAGAUGAUAAGCUCUAUACACGCGCUACCUUGAAUAGCAAUUGGGUCCAAGUUCCAAAUACUGAAGGUUUAGUCAAGGCAAUCACACAGUUGCAUGACGGAACGAUUUUAGGUGUUGGCACAGAUGAUAAGCUAUAUACACGUGCCACCUUGAAUAGCAAUUGGGUCAACGUUGCAAAUACUGAAGGCUUAGUCAUUGCAGUUACGCAGUUAACGGAUGGAACUAUUCUAGGUGUAGGCACAGAUUAUAAGCUUUAUACACGUGCUACGUUGAAUAGCAAUUGGAUCAAUGUUGCAAAUACUGAAGGUUUAAUCAUUGGAAUUACGCAGUUAAAAGAUGGAACAAUUCUUGGUAUUGGAACAGAUCAUAAACUGUAUACACGCGCUACGUUGAAUAGCAAUUGGGUCAAUGUUGCAAAUAGUGAGGGUUUAGUCAUUGCAGUUACGCAGUUAAAGGAUGGAACUAUCCUUGGUGUUGGCACAGAUGAUAAGCUCUAUACACGCGCUACGUUGAAUAGCAAUUGGGUCAAUGUUGCGAACACUGAAGGUUUAGUCAUUGGAAUUACGCAGCUAAAUUAUCCAAUUCCAGUUACACCUGCAUCAAAAGCUACGACAAACACUGCAUCAAAAGCUGCAACUGCAACGACAACUACACGUAAGGGUAUUGGGUGUGGGUGUGGAUGACGACGAUAGAGUUGAAGAGACAUCCAUACCCACAGUCUCAAGAGCUCUCUAUAAUACAAUUCUUCUUUUAUGUUUCAUCUAGAUCUAUCAAUAACCUCAAGAUGCACAGAGA